Asterias rubens (European starfish) is the source of this 5906-nucleotide messenger RNA. RefSeq names its product G-protein coupled receptor GRL101-like. Bases 16 to 3345 code for a protein of 1109 amino acids. The transcript is spliced from 17 exons. Gene Ontology annotation, biological process: G protein-coupled receptor signaling pathway. Gene Ontology annotation, cellular component: membrane. Lineage: Eukaryota; Metazoa; Echinodermata; Asteroidea; Forcipulatida; Asteriidae. The record is from RefSeq and is a predicted model, not a curated record. Gene Ontology annotation, molecular function: protein binding; G protein-coupled receptor activity.
UUAAACUGUGACGACAUGACCGAUGAGCUCUAUUGCGGUUUAUGCGCCAAUGACACAAUAGUAACAACCACCGGUGUCCCUCGCUCUCUAAUCCAGCAAGUCGAUACAAACCUGGUAUGCAUUUGGCUCAUAACCUCUGACCUCGGGUUCAGGGUUCAACUGGAGUUCAUCGAAAUCCCCUAUUGUGAAAUUGUCAUCGGCGAGGGCGUGUUUUCAUCAGGAAACGUCUCCAGGGUGAUAUCUAGACCAAAAGACACUCCUUACGUUUGGUCGUUCCCGCAUUUUUUAUCGCUGAGUGGACCGUCCGUUUGGAUAAGGAAGAGUGGGUGCAGUCUGUACUCAUACUACCCCUCUGCUAAAAAAUACAACACCACAAGAAUCAACAUCAGCCAGUACACCGUAAAGGAAUGUGGCCAAGGCGAAUUUUCAUGCACCUCGGGCCCAAGAUGCGUUCCUGAAUCAGCAGUGUGUGACGGAUGGGGAGACUGCCCUGAGAAAGAGGAUGAAUUUGGCUGUGGUGAAUGCAGCGAAGAUCAGUUUUCCUGUCGAAAUGGAACAGGCUGCAUCCCAAAGUCAAAUUUAUGUGACGCCAGCAAUGACUGCACUGACCUUUCUGAUGAAUUCGAUUGUGGUCUGUGCCGAAAUGGUCACAUUAAGCUAAACAGUGAUGGAAGCACAUUGGUUUCUACACCUCGUUGGCCUCUCAACUAUCCUAAACAAACACACUGCCAGUGGCUCCUGGUAGCAGAAGUGGGAUACCGUGUUGUUGUGACUUUCUUGGAGUUUCAUUUAGAACAGGGGUACGAUUUCCUGCACAUCGGCAACGGGAAAUCUUUCCAGGAUGCCUACCUUAAAAUAUCCGGACUCAAGUUUCCGCAAAAAACUGCCUCAAAACAAAGCGAACUGUUUUUUCUUUUCACAUCCGACUAUGGUGUAGAAGAAAUGGGGUUCAAGCUCGAGAUCUCGCAGAGUCAAGAAGUGAGUUGUGAGAGAAAUGAAGUACCCUGUGGUGAGUCGUCAGAUCAGCUCGUGUGUGUACAGAACAAUACUUCAGAAAGAGGUCGCCCUUUCUGCUUUCCUCCAGGUUUAUGUGGACCUAGGGAAAUAUAUUUGAAAGAUGGACUUCGUGAUUUAAAGUCACCUGGUUUCCCAUCCAAUUAUCCCCCAAACAUUGCCUGCUGGUGGCGAGUGUACCCCCACCGGACAGCCAAGAGCGUACUUAUCAUCAAUGUGGUAACAUUUCAAACCGAGUUAGAGCAUGACGUAUUACGCAUCGAGUCGUACGGUCAGGAAAACAAGUCGUUCGCAUUACACGGAGCGACAAAGGUGCGAUCAAUCUUCCUGAAGUCAGAAGACGAGGUGCAACUUUCGUUUGUUGGAGACUCGACGGUGGAACGUUUUGGUUUUCAUCUACAAAUGAGUACAGGAGAUAAUUCAUCUUGCGGAAGUGACGCUCUUGACUGCUUGGAUGGUUCGUGUGUGCUGGACAGCGCCAGAUGUGAUGGAAUCAAAGAUUGUCAGAGGACAGAAGUAGACGAAGACAAUUGCAAGAAUAUACAAUGUCCAGAUUUUUACCAGUGCCAUAACACAACGGAGUGCAAAUACAGAUCAGUCAUUUGCAACGGACACGUAGACUGCCAUACUGGGGAUGACGAAGAGGAUUGUGACCAGCAUUGUCCUUCUAGAUGCACGUGUGACUACGACAAGAAAAUGGAAUUGGUGGUUAAUUGUGAUGAAGGUUGGGAUGAGCAAACCGUCCUAGACAUCGUCAAGAUUACAAAGCGACUGACACUGUCUGGAGCUAACAUAAGUAGUCUCAAACCUGGCUUAUUCAAAGACUUUCUGCACUUGAAGGCACUAUCGUUGUCUGGAAAUGACAUUCAUCGUGUGCCCCCUGGAGCUUUUGUUGGUCUCUCAAACCUCACAUAUCUGGAGAUCUCCAAUAAUCCAAUCAAGGAACUUGAAGGUAUGGCUUUCAUGGAAUUACAAAAUCUGCAAACCAUGUUAGCAACGAAUAUCUCUCUGGAACACCUACAGACAGGGGCAUUUAACGGACUCCGCAAUCUAAUAACACUAGCAUUGCUAAGAAGCAAUUCGAAUGAUGAUACUGUCCUGGUGGAUAAAGGUGCUGUAGUAGACCUGGUUAGCCUGGACAAAUUGUACGUUGAUGACUACAGACUCUGUUGUGAGUUUGUUUCUUUACCUACCUUCCAAGCUUCCCAAUGUCACACCACUGAGUUGCAGCCUCCAUUGAAUCUAUGCGGAAGUCUCAUGCAGAACGACCUCCUCCGCGUGUCUAUGUGGGUUCUUGGACUGAGCGCCCUCAUCGGCAAUGCAGUGGUCAUCAUCACGAGAUCAGUAGACACUGAUAAGUCCAAACCGAGCAUCAGGAAGAUCAGUCAUUCCAUUAUGGUUCUCAAUCUGGCGAUUUCAGACUUCAUGAUGGGUGUCUAUAUGCUGAUUAUCGCUGGUGCAGAUCUCCACUUUGGGGAUAAAUACUCACAAGUUGCCAAGGAAUGGCGGUCGUCAGGACUAUGUAAACUAGCUGGCGUCUUGUCGGUCAUGUCGAGCGAAGCGUCGGUGUUUAUCGUCACCUUGAUAAGUGUCGACUGUUUCCACGGAAUCGUGUAUCCGUUUAGCUCCAGGAGGCUUCGUAAGAAGUCGACAACAGUUCUGAUUCUUUUGGUUUGGUUGUUGUCUCUUGGUCUGAGUGUCGGACCCACGGUCUCGGGUAGUGGCUUGGACUCGGAUAUCUACGGGUUGUCUGAUGUGUGCAUAGGGCUACCACUUCUCACCAAACCAACCAGUAUUGAAAUCAAAGAGGGCGCUAUUGAUGGCUCUUUCGGGAACAGGACAGUCUCGAUUCAAGUCGCAACGGGGAAAAAACCAGCCUGGAUCUUCUCGAUCAUUCUAUUCCUCGGGGUGAACCUGGCUUGUUUCAUGGUGGUGCUCUUCUGCUACAUAAUGAUAUUCGUCAAGGUUAAACGCGCAGCAAAUAAAGUCCGCAUGGCCGCGCAUCGGGAUCGAGAAAUCAAAAUGGCCGUCAAAAUGGCGCUAAUAGUUGGUACGGACUUUGCGUGUUGGAUGCCUGUCAUCAUUAUGGGGAUACUAUCACAGUCUGGGGCGGUAGUCAUUGGUCCUGACAUCUACGCUUGGACUGUUGUCUUUAUCCUCCCGAUCAACUCGUCUCUAAACCCGUACCUCUACACGCUUUUUACGUCUAUAUCAGAGCGCAGGUCCAGAACCCGGAAUUCAUCUACCUUUUCCAGAACAAUGAAGUCCAUGGACACUUUGAGCUUAAGUGUUUCAACCAAAGCAAUCAGACCUGCUCAAGAUGUUCAGUAGAAAACAUUGAAGACGUAAUACAUUUGUCACCCUUUGAUUUUCUAGUGUACAGUAAAUGUAACUCGGUGAGAUUAACAGGCUUGACCUAGCGGUUAGGAACACCGGACUCAAGCUCUGGUGUUUCUGAUUAACAGAGUGUGCGUUUGAGUCCUAGUCGUGACACUUUGCAAGACGCUUUACACUGAUGCUUUUUCCUUUGGAUGGGACGUAAUGCUGUUGGUCUCGUGUGUUGUGAUACGUAAAAUAGUCCAGUGCACUUUAUCGAAAAGAGAGGGGGUUCGCCCUGGUGUUUCUAGUUUGAUUUGCAGCAUAAUUAUGCGCCACGGCACCUUGUAAAGCAGUACAUGGUGCUUUGUUAAAAGGAGUAUGUAUCAAAAUAAAAACGUAGUCCCACAUAGGCCCACGUUGAAAAAAAUACUGAUUGUUGAAGCGCCUUGAGCGUCACGUAGUGACAGAUUUGAACACUUUAAUAAUUAUAAGAAAUCACUAUAAUCAUGAACAUUUGAAGUUUGGCGAUAGUAUACGUCUGUACAUACCCAUUGAAGCACGGACAAUAUUUUUCCCGUUUUACAUGAACCUUCGAAUUCGUCGCAUUGAGUUGUAUUGUUAUUCAUGCACCUGAAACAAUGUGUUUUCGCGAUUUGUUUCGACCAACACAAUUUUAUAUGUAAAAAUUGAAAGUGAAGUUAGUCUAUUAUGGUUGUAUGGAGUACCAAAUGCAUCAACGGGUCUUUUGUUAUGUAGGAAAAUUGGUUUUCAAGUCUAUUCCACCCUGUGAUGCAGGAUGGCAGUAGCGUGACGUCCCUUCCAGAGAUAUUGAGAGAAUUGCGACAUGGAGGGACCAGUUUUCUAAAGUCAUGUGGUUGCUGGACGCCAUGUUGUCUCCAAAUGCAAAACAACCCAAUGGGCAGACUAGACUGGCACCCCGUAUUCGCACAUGCCUUUCUUGGGGAACAAAAUGGCUUCUAAUCGCAAGUUGUCGUAACUCUCCCAAUACAUGGCUCUGGUCCCUUCGUGACUGCGUGGGUUUUUCCAUGAUUGAAUAAUUCUCUGUGAAUUUUCCCUUUCACAUCAUAAACUGAAAUUUCCUCCAUUUUCUUCUCUCCGUGGAGUUCUUGGCCAUGUCUAGUGUGAUUGGGUUUACUGAGAGUCCUUUGUAUAAGCAUGGCAUCAAAAACAAACAAAGAGUAUAAAAAAACAACAACAAAAACACAAAAAUAGGCAAAGGCACAUAUCUACAUACACACAAAUCCCCAGGGACCCAAUCAUUAUCUAAUGAUUCUCGCUAAUGAUGCUAGCGUGGAAUUUAUGUAGGCCCCAGUGUAGACAUACAGGAAGCCUACGGUAAUUACACAUGUACCAAAUAUAUUGGUGAUAACACGAUGAGUUUACACUGGGAAACUAAUGCAACUAAUUAGUAACAUAAUCUAUCUAAGGAUUAAUGGCCGGUGUCUCGUCCAUCCUUGAACGCAUCGAUGCUAAUCAACCACUUUGUAUAUUUUUUUAUAUAAUAUCGAAAACGUGACCGUUUGAAAUUAAAUGUUCACAUGUUAGUUUUACUGUGUAUUUUACAUUUUUUUAAAGGUUUAAAACAAUCGAACGGUUCAACAAACCAUUAUGUAAACCUUUUCAUUUAAUAUAAAACUUUAUACCGCAACCAUAAUUCCUUGCGGACCAGUACCUGCUAUUAAUCCUAUAAGGAACACUUAUGAAGCUAAUGGAUUUGCUUUUUAAAAAGCGGACCGAUUAAGACGGUUGUUUUUCUUAUCUACGGAGAUUUUUAUAUUACAUCGUGUUUAAAGAGCCUCCAAUGUCGGGUAACAUUUCCUGAUGCCCUCAUUUUCCAACAAUAAGUGUCCUUAGAAAGAAAGGGAACAUAUGUCUCAAAUUGUAGGUUAAUGCGGUGCCCAACCCUUACACGAUAACCGGUGGGGGUUAAGGCCGAGUCACACUGCAGCGAUAACGAAAACGAUAGCGAUCAUGACGCUAAGAGAACGCAUUAUAAUGUUUAAUGUUGUAGCAUAGUAAGUACAUCUCAUUUGAGUAGUGUUGGCUCUAAAACAACAGUUUGGUGUAAUUUUAGAAAGAGGUAGAACACAUUAAAUUUGUUGUAUACAUGUCUCUCGUUUAACGUAUUGCAAUGCCUCACUCCGUUUUACACUACACAACUUAUAUUGGUUGCUAAAAUGUGCAGUAAGCCUACGUUGGAAAAACGUUAUACCCAGUUGCAAUGUUGAUUUCAUAAAACCUAUUUUUUGCAAAGCUACAUAAUUCUUGAUUAACCUUUUUCAACGGAUUUUCAACUUCAAAAUUAAGUUAUGCGAUGCACCCAUUUUCAUUAUGCGACGGGAAAACAUUUUAAAAUGAUAACCUAGAAAUUAAAGUGGUGUCAAUCGAUCUAAAGAAGAAGAACAAAUAUGUCAAUAUACAUUUUUGUCUUCACCUUUUCGGAGCAAACACGAAACACGACGUCAAUCAGACACUAAAAGCAAAUGGAUUUGUAUUAGAUCAAUUUAGGAAUUUUCCGCAUCAAUAAAAGGUCAAAGUCAAAGCCGUUUUGA